Molecule: messenger RNA, 3588 nt
Organism: Drosophila obscura
Lineage: Eukaryota; Metazoa; Arthropoda; Insecta; Diptera; Drosophilidae
Product: 2-oxoglutarate dehydrogenase-like, mitochondrial
Exons: 9
Coding region: 93-3470 (1125 amino acids)
Biological process (GO): tricarboxylic acid cycle
Cellular component (GO): oxoglutarate dehydrogenase complex; mitochondrion
Molecular function (GO): oxoglutarate dehydrogenase (succinyl-transferring) activity; thiamine pyrophosphate binding
Source: RefSeq, a predicted model, not a curated record
GUCAACAAUUUGUUUAGAACAUCUACAAACUAAAUUCUUUUUCCCUAAAUUCAAAAUUCUCUCGUUGCUCGGAUAGUUUUCGCCCAAAGACCAUGAACCAAUGCCGGCUCAAGAACACGAUGCUGCUAAGAAUUCCAUUCAGGGCCCAUGUGCCACUGAAAUGGCUGAGAAGCAACAACUCGGCGCUGCAGUUGACGUUAACCCAGCGGCAGCUGAAAACCGAUUCCACUUGCAAGGCACCAAAAUCACCCGCUAAAAGCAAAGAGGCCGACAGUAUGCUCAAUGGCAGCAAUGCCAUUUACAUUGAGGGACUGUACCGGAAAUGGAAGGCCAAUCCCAAGUCCGUGGAUCCAUCGUGGGAUGCCUAUUUUAGCGGCAAGCCACGCAGCAUGUCAACGAAGGGAUCCGAUAAGCGAAAGCAUCGGCGUCCCCCCAUUGCACCGUCGCCAGCGAGAGUUCAAUCUCGAUCGGAGCUCCCGGCACGGAAUAUAUCGACAACGAACCCGACCACGUCUGCAGCGGGUGCGGCGGCUCCCCCAGCAAUGGAUUGGAAGUACAUCGAUGACCAUCUGACGGUGCAGGCCAUCAUAAGGGCCUAUCAGACGCGCGGCCACUUGGCCGCCGAUCUUGAUCCGCUGGGCAUUGUCCAGCCGCAUGGUACGACUUCCGUAGACGGCUCCAAGCGGAAUGCCACCGAAUCAGUGCUCCGGCAACACUACUCGUAUGUGUUCAACGAUCUCAAUGCCACUUUUAAGCUGCCCUCGUCCACGCUGAUUGGCGGCAGUGAGCAGUUCCUGCCGCUCAAAGAGAUUCUGGACCGCUUGGAGCGCAUCUACUGCGGCUCCAUUGGCGUCGAGUACAUGCAGAUCACAUCGCUGAACAAGACCAACUGGAUACGAGAACGCUUCGAGAAGCCGGACGCCAUCGACUUCAGUCCCAAAGAGAAAACCUUAAUACUGGAGCGCCUGACACGCUCCACGGGCUUUGAGAACUUUCUGGCCAAAAAGUUCACCUCGGAGAAGCGUUUCGGACUCGAGGGAUGCGACAUUAUGAUACCCAUCCUCAAGGAGAUCAUCGAUCGCUCCACCUCCCUCGGCGUCGAGUCAGUAAUGAUAGGCAUGGCCCAUCGGGGGCGACUCAAUGUGCUGGCCAACAUUUGCCGCAAGCCCAUUGCCGAUAUUCUGGGACAGUUCCAUGGCCUAAAGGCCGCCGAUUCGGGUUCGGGCGAUGUCAAGUACCAUCUGGGCCUGUACAUGGAGCGCUUGAACCGGCUGACCAACAAGAAUGUGCGCAUCACCGUGGUGGCCAAUCCCUCGCACUUGGAGUACGUAAAUCCGGUGGUGCUGGGCAAGGCCCGGGCCGAGAUGUACCAGCGCGGUGAUGUCACUGGCAGUAAGGUGCUGCCGAUUAUCAUCCACGGCGACGCCUCCUUCUGUGGCCAGGGCGUUGUCUACGAGUCGUUGCACUUGUCGGAUCUGCCCAACUACACGACUCACGGCACCAUACACGUGGUGACCAACAACCAGGUGGGCUUCACCACAGAUCCGCGCUUCUCGCGCUCCUCCCGCUACUGCACGGACGUGGCCCGAGUCGUGAACGCCCCCAUCUUCCAUGUCAACUCUGAUGAUCCCGAGGCGUGCAUCCACUGUGCGCGCGUCAGCACCGAUUAUCGUGCCAAAUUCCACAAGGAUGUGGUCAUUGACAUUGUGGGCUACCGUCGCAACGGGCACAACGAGGCGGACGAGCCCAUGUUCACCCAGCCGCUGAUGUAUCAGCGCAUCAGGAAGCUGAAGCCCUGCAUGACCCUCUACUCGGAGAAGCUGAUCAAGGAGGGUGUGAUAACGGUGGCCGACUACAAGGCCAUGAUAGCCAAGUACGACAAAAUAUGCGAAGAUGCGUGGGAGGAGUCCAAGAAGCUGUCCACCUAUAAGUAUUCCUCGUGGAUUGACUCGCCCUGGACGGCCUUCUUUCAGGGCCGCGACAGACUGAAAAUGUGCCCCACGGGCGUCAGCUUGGACACGCUCAAGAAGAUUGGCGAGAUCUACUCGAGUCCGCCACCCAAGGAGCACAAGUUCCAGGUUCACAAGGGUAUUCUGCGUAUUCUGGCGCUGAGGAGAAAACUGGUCGAAUCCAAGCUGGCCGACUGGUCGCUGGGGGAGGCUUUCGCCUUUGGCACGCUGGUGAAGGACGGCGUACACGUGCGGCUGUCCGGGCAAGAUGUGGAGCGCGGCACGUUCUCGCAUCGCCAUCAUGUGCUGCACCACCAGUCCCGUGACAAGGUGCGCUACAACUCCAUAGAGCACCUGUAUCCCGACCAGGCGGACUACAAUGUGUCCAACAGUUCGCUGUCGGAGUGCGCGGUGCUGGGCUUCGAGCACGGCUACUCCAUGGCCAAUCCCAACUCGGUGGUGAUCUGGGAGGGGCAGUUCGGGGACUUUUGCAACACCGCCCAGUGCAUCAUCGACACGUUCAUCGCCAGCGGGGAGACCAAGUGGGUGCGCCAGUCCGGUAUAGUGAUGCUGCUGCCGCACAGCCUGGAGGGCAUGGGACCGGAGCACUCCUCCGGGCGCAUCGAGCGUUUCCUGCAGCUGAGCGACGACGAUCCCGAUGUCUUUCCGGACACCUGCGACAGCGACUUUGUGGCCCGCCAGCUGAUGGAAAUCAACUGGAUAGUGACGAACCUCUCCACGCCGGCCAAUCUCUUCCACGCCCUGCGCCGCCAGGUGGCCAUGGGCUUUCGCAAGCCGCUCAUCAACUUCUCCCCAAAGUCCCUGCUGCGCCAUCCGCUGGCCCGCAGCUCGUUCCGCGACUUCAACGAGUGCAGCGAGUUCAAGCGCAUCAUUCCCGACGCCAAGACGGCCAACAAGCCCGACUGCGUCACCAAGCUGGUCUUCUGCACGGGCAAGGUCUACUACGAUCUGUUCAAGGAGCGGGAGGAUCACGAGCAGGACGAAACGGUGGCACUCGUUCGAAUCGAACAGGUCUGUCCCUUCCCGUAUGAUCUGAUCAUGAAGGAGCUGGAGCUGUACAAGUCAGCGGAGCUGUUGUGGGUUCAGGAGGAGCACAAGAACCAGGGCUGCUGGUCCUAUGUACAGCCACGUUUUGACACGGCCCUGAUCAAAAGAGAAAACGAAACCCGUUGCAUAUCCUAUGUUGGACGUCUACCCAACUCGGCGCCAGCCACGGGCAACAAGGUGCAGUUUAAAACAGAGUACAAGGCAUUUAUAACCGACGUCUUUGGAGAGAUGACCGAAGCCAACAAGCAACGUCUCGAGCGCAUUGUCAAGGCUCAGCAAGCGAAGGCCAAGGCUGCCACCAAAGCCGGCAAUGAAGCAUUGGAUGCUGCCAAAAAGAGAUCCGAACACUCUUUAAAAGAGAAAGCCAAAGCACCGAAGGCAGCACCAAAGAAGGAUGCUGCUCCACCGAAAGGUGCAGAUGGAAAGUCGCCUCAGGAACCGAAGAAAAAGUGAGUGCUUCCAGAGCCUCUUGAUAAGCAUUUGGUAUAACUUUUUUUGAACGUUUUAUCAAAAUACUGAAAGAAUAUAUACAAAUUUAUUUGCAAUAUCUAUAAAAUAAAAGGGGGAUGGU